UCCUUGUAUUUUAGGGAUGGGGGUGGGGGGGAAGGGGGUUCUCGUCUUGCUUUGGAGUUUUUUUCUUUUUCUUUUCUCCUUAUUUCGUAUCAUCACAGCACAUUUUCAUAGGAGUUUUCUUUUUUUCUUCUUCUUUCUUUUCGUUUCUCUCAGCUAUUUGUAUUCAGUCUACUCAUACUCAUGUAUCGGUCAGUAGGGGCGGGGAUGAGGGGAUGGUCAGUGGGGUCGGUCGGGUCGGUCGGUCGGGGUCUACAUAUGAAUAAUAUCAUCGGUCCUGC
This is a messenger RNA of Tricharina praecox, 278 nucleotides long. RefSeq lists its product as uncharacterized. The transcript has a single exon. Bases 17 to 196 code for a protein of 59 amino acids. Lineage: Eukaryota; Fungi; Ascomycota; Pezizomycetes; Pezizales; Pyronemataceae. The record is from RefSeq and is a predicted model, not a curated record.